AUGGCAAGUCAUGAUGUGCGGCGAAGCGCUGUCCCGACGGAGAGGACGCCGGAGGCACUCCAAAAGGAACUCAAGGAAAUCCGAGUGUAUCAGCAACUCGUCGAGGAAGUGAACCAGAAGAUUGAAGCCCGAGAUUUCACACCAGAACUACUUCAGAAAACGGCAGCAUUACUCAAGAAGAAUCCAGAAUAUUAUACUAUAUGGAAUCAUCGACGGCGAAUAUACGUGCAAGAGUUCUCCGAUUUGAGUCAAGCCGUGGCGGUGGGCGAAAAGACUGAGGAGAAUCGCCAAAGUGAGAUUUUGGACAUCAUUCAGCUCGACCUACAGUUUCUCUUCCCACUCCUGCUCAAAUAUCCGAAAUGCUACUGGAUCUGGAACCACCGACUCUGGCUUCUAGAACAGUCAACGAUUCUCCUACCGAUUUCCACAUCCCGCGAUUUAUGGCAGGAGGAACUUGGCCUGGUGGGAAAGAUGUUGAGCAGAGACAAUCGCAAUUUUCAUGGCUGGGGAUACCGUCGGACGGUAGUGCAAAGCCUCGAGAGUUCAGCCUUGCAUGGGGAGAGUAUGGCUCGUGGAGAACUUGGGUACACCAAGAAGAUGAUUGGGACCAACCUGUCCAACUUCUCGGCAUGGCAUAACAGAAUCAAACUGAUCUUGAAAAUUCUGGAAGAGGAGAAGGCAAACGAUGAAGAGAGACGGAAAAUGCUUGAUGAAGAGCUCAAGCUUAUUCAUCAAGCAUUAUUCGACCCAUACGAUCAAUCAUUAUGGUUUUAUCAUCAGAAUUUAAUGUGCACGUUUGAUCCGGGCCAGGCGGCGAGGGGCAUGGCGCCGCAUUUGUCGGAUGAAGAACGGUUGAGAUAUGUCGCGGCAGAACAAGAGUACAUCGAGGAAGUACUGGAAGAUGCCGAGGAUUGUAAAUGGGCAUACCUGGCAUUGAUCGAGAGUACUUUGAUCGAGUCCAGACUGAAAGGUGGAUUGACUACGAAGGAGGAAAGCAAGAUGUCGGAGUGGGUCAAGCAAUUGCACAAGCUUGACCCGCUACGCAGAGGACGUUGGCAGGACCUGGAGCAGAGGCUGAAGAAUAAUACUGUGUGA
Molecule: messenger RNA, 1095 nt
Organism: Exophiala bonariae
Lineage: Eukaryota; Fungi; Ascomycota; Eurotiomycetes; Chaetothyriales; Herpotrichiellaceae
Exons: 4
Coding region: 1-1095 (364 amino acids)
Biological process (GO): protein geranylgeranylation
Cellular component (GO): cytoplasm; Rab-protein geranylgeranyltransferase complex
Molecular function (GO): Rab geranylgeranyltransferase activity
Source: RefSeq, a predicted model, not a curated record